Tetrahymena thermophila SB210 is the source of this 513-nucleotide messenger RNA. RefSeq lists its product as hypothetical. Lineage: Eukaryota; Ciliophora; Oligohymenophorea; Hymenostomatida; Tetrahymenidae. The transcript has a single exon. The record is from RefSeq and is a predicted model, not a curated record.
AUGAAUAAAAUUCAAAAAGAAUAAUUUGAGAAUUAUUAUGAAAAAAUAGAAAAUGACUUACAAACCAAAAGAACAUAAAAAUUAAGUAAAUUAAAAAGGAAAAGAAGAAAGUAAAUAAUCUUAAUUAUUUCAAAAGUAGUAAAAAAACUAAUAUAAAUCUAAAAGAAGAUAAAAAAUUUGUAUAGAUUAGGAAGAAGCUAAGAAAUUUAUUUUAAAAAAACUAAUUCCAAUCAAAUAAAUUAGCUUAUUAGAAGGAUAAUCAUGAAUCCCCAAAAAAUAACUAUAGCUGUAAUACCUCUCAAAAAUCUAAUUAAUCAUCAAAUAUAUCAAAAGGAUAUACAUACAAUACUAAUGUUUCGAAAAUAUAUCAAAGCGAAAUAAAUUCGAAACUUGGAAGUGAAUUAAUAAAAUAAAAUGCUUCAUAACCUGCAAAAUCAGUACUUUCGUAUCUCAAAAAGAUAGUUUCUAGCUAAAUAAAUUUUAGAAAUAAUAAUAAUAAAAUACUAAACUUGA